GUGAUCCUUCUUGUGAUUUAACGCUGUUGAAAGUCGAAAAAAUCCCAAGAUAUAAAGCCAACAUCAUGCAGGAAUUUCGCAUCCUGGACAUCUUCACUGGCCUCUUCACUUCGGCGCUGUGCUUUGGACUCUCUAUGGCAUCGUAUCCCGACAGCGUCAACGUGGUUUCAGGCUCCUCUGGUGCACAUGGCUGUGGGGGCGGACGGACUACUUCCGUGCGCUUCAGGUCCCUGCAAGUGCGGGGCCCGAAGUCGAUGGUGACUUACCUUCGUUUCUCGAUCACGGAGAGCGAUUUGGCAUUCGCCACUAAUGCGUCCAAGAAAAUCACUGCGUCAGAUGUGGUGCAGUGCGCAAGAACGUCAGCCUUGGCAGUAGUCGACAGUUACCAGCUAUUUUACGUCUUCCCUCGAGAAGAUGACGAUCACAACGCUGUUACUUUCUUCGGUUUGGACAUAGAUUCUUGCGUCACCGACACCCUGUGCGGGAUGCCCGUCCUCGUCAACAUAACUCAUCUUACUUAUUACAUACUAAACGAAUGCGGCAACACCAUCCAACUCCCGCCUCAAAAUAGCGAAACAUUCAUUGCGGUGUUCUCACAUCCCGGGUUUGGAUGCAAGGCUUUCCCCGACGGGCCGACCUACAACUGCAGCGUCACUUUCAUCGCAGCUACUUUACGGGACUUUUACUAUUAUGGUUCUUUCUUUGGCACUAAUGGGUCCUGCGACGGCUACACGCUGGGCCUUGAAAGAAUCUACUCCGGUAUUUCAGAAAACGUCAAUUUGUGCACUGAUAAAUGGAACGGAAACAUCGCUACUGCAACUUUCAUUCUCCGAGGCACGGCGGCGGCGAAGAUGUUCAAAGCGGGGUUCACCGUUUUUAUGCCAUAGGCGAUGAGACUGGCA
Hyalella azteca is the source of this 902-nucleotide messenger RNA. RefSeq lists its product as uncharacterized. Lineage: Eukaryota; Metazoa; Arthropoda; Malacostraca; Amphipoda; Hyalellidae. Bases 66 to 887 code for a protein of 273 amino acids. The transcript is spliced from 7 exons. The record is from RefSeq and is a predicted model, not a curated record.